AUGAGCAAUGUCGACCAUGUUUUUCCCCUGAUUGAUCCUGACACUAACUCUGUAGGUGAUCAACUGGUGAGUAUAGUUCCUCAUCCUAAAUUUGUCGUGAAGACCAGGUUAAUUAAGCCGUACAGAGAUUCACCUGCUAGGACCAAACUUUUUGUCAACGUUUGCUCCAAUGCUAAUGUUCCAUUGCCUGGAAGCCUAUCUGAUCCGAUAGAUUGGAAAUCUCUUUUUGUUUCCAUCGCUAAUGAUGAAUGGCAAAUACCUAUUCUACUUUCUCCUGACCUGAGAAAUGGUAAUGAUAAAUCCGGGAAUUCAUCUCUCAUAAUUGACUGCAUUCUAAAUGAAAAAGCUUUCAAAAUGAUACUUGCCAAUAUCUCGUUUAGAGACAUUGUCAUAGAAUGGUGCUUUGAUGCCAUUGAAUCGCGAUUCGAUGAUGAUUUGCUCAUCGAUAGACAAGUUAAAGCUUUGCCGAAACGAUCAUGUAUGGGAGAGUUAUCAACGUUUCAAAUAAAAUCCUCAGCAUUGAGAGAGCUCACAAAAGUGACUUACCUUCCUAAUGAACACGAUCAGCUCACAUUUUCAAAUGCGUUCAAAACUGAAUCUCGAGGUGAUAGUUCCAUUUUAACACCUUGGCCAACAAGGAUUGCAAAUUCUGGUGAUUUCAAAUCUACGGGAACAAAAAAAAUGACAGUAUUACCACAGGACUUGAAAGUAAAUGCUUACUCUCACAUUAAUGCUCUCAAAAAUGUUCCUCAGCUUAGGACUCUAGAUCCUGAAGAAACGGAAGAUUCUUUUAUCUCUCAUGUUAAGUGUCAAGUCCCGAAUAAUUUACAUGAUGAGUUAAGGUUAAUGUACCACAAAAAAUCUAAUUGCUUGAUUGUGACUACCUACUCCCCGAUCAACGAUAUUCCACCCAUAAAAAUUCCCUUGGCAGGACGGAUACCUAGCGUUAUCGAGGCAAUCUGUGUCAAAGAUGACUACAAGGCAGAUAUUUUGCAUAUCUUUCUUAAAUAG
Molecule: messenger RNA, 1011 nt
Organism: Ogataea parapolymorpha DL-1
Lineage: Eukaryota; Fungi; Ascomycota; Pichiomycetes; Pichiales; Pichiaceae
Exons: 1
Coding region: 1-1011 (336 amino acids)
Biological process (GO): box C/D snoRNP assembly; rRNA processing
Cellular component (GO): cytoplasm; ribonucleoprotein complex; R2TP complex
Source: RefSeq, a predicted model, not a curated record